AUGUCUGAAUCGCAGCAGUUGACGACUUGGAAACGGACCCCCAAGAAUCAGCUCGAUGCCAUAUUCUGUCCAAGACCAGAGACCUUGACGACCCUGUCGCUUCCAAACGAAGACAUUAUAGACCCAUUGUAUGCUAUCACCGCACUUGUCAACAACAUGCCGCUAUCUGGAAAUGUAAACUCAAACAACGCCUGUGCUGUGUUUGGAUCAUUGUCACUGGAUACCUUGUCACAAAUUCUAAAGAAUCUACCAACCCCAGUUUUCGAUGCUCUUAGAGAGCGAUUGUUUGUUGCCGCUGUCAAGGCUGGAAAGGUGGGCCUUGUGUCGGCCAUGCUGGAACUGAACGUGGAUCCAUCUGAAGAAACCAUGAUGGACCAAGAGUCCACACCAAAAGCAAUCUGUUCUCUCGAGUAUGCAGUGGCUGCAGGAGAUUUACCUGUUGCUAAGACAAUCCUGACACACAUGUGUAAAGAUGCGGCUGGAUCAUGCCCGGAUGAGCUGUUGAAGCAUGUCUUGACUGAGAAGUAUAUAUGGAAGGACACGGAGGGAUCUCACUAUAUGUCAAAUCCAGGAAGGAGAGAACUGAUAUGUAUCACGCUUGAGGCCGGAGCUCGUCCUACAGAGAAGUGUUUGCGCUGGGUCGACAGCUUACAAUCUUCCCAGCAACUCCACGAGGCCACUAUGACAUCAAAUCUUACGCCAUCGAUUCAGGCAGGGUGGCUGGUACAUUGUGCCAGCAGUUCCUGGCCAGAUUCAGUCAUAGCAGUGCGAUAUAUUUUCGACAAUCUUAGAAAAGACUUUCCACCUGGAGAUCUGAGCCUCAGAUCAGCACUAUUGAGCGCCUUGAAAACAGGUGCGAGGAAAAACACAUCCGUCGUCCCAGUGAUUUUGGAAGCAUUGUAUUCUCUAGGAUAUGCUUCCAACACCGACUUAGUUUUCCAUGAAAACUUAGGCUAUCAAGCGAAUGCGGUCAGAGAAUGUUGCGAAAAAGAAGACUGGCAUUUGGCCGCAACCUUCGUGGUCUUUGGAGACCCGAAAAUGAAUAGUACAUACAGUGAAGAGGGAGAAUUGGAGGCCAAUCCUUUGGGAGAAGCCGGGCGGGUCAGCGAGGGCGCCAUCAGGGAGGCCAUUACGGAGGGAAAUCCGAAAAAAGCCUGGACAUAUCUGAAACAAUUUCCCCAUGAAGACCCGUGGGAAAAAUACGCAUCAACCCUCAUUGAGCUCGACACCAGUGAUGGCGUACCUCGGAUAUCCAUAGAAAUCAUUCAGGAGAUGAAGGCUCGCGGAUAUGAUAUGAAGUGGCAGGUAUUGACCCUCCUAGAGAGUGGUCACAUUGCAGCAGUCGGCGCACUUCUACAGGAAGAACCUCAGUGGCAUCUAGCUUUGGGGAAUGACAAAUCAAGCCGAGACUUUGGCACCUUGGGAUUCUUCAUUUUUCAAAGCAUGGAUCUUCCGUAUGUUGAUUGCGUUCCCCUUGAGGGCGGCAGGCAACAACUUUGUUUCCGGGUCCUCGCUUUUUACGCCAUGACGAUGAACGAUUUUGAUCUUUGUCAAUGGCUAUUCCAACUUGGUAUGGACUCCGGUGAGCUCUCCUAUGAGGAUUCAUUUGAAAAAAAACUUCGGAAAGUUCCAGUCUGGUGCGAUAGCUUCAGAAAAGAUGGAACGCCUCUCUGGACUUUUAAGAUCUUCCCAUCUCUACUAGCUGUCGCAGCUGAAAGAAACCUCCGAGAGUGGGUUCGCUUUCUUCUCACUAAGGGCAGCACAACUGCAGAUUCUAUGGCACUAUUGCGGGCAGUGAAAUUCAAAGCAGAGAUCGAUACAAUUCGCCUCCUGUUAGAUGCUCCACAAAGCCAAGGCUUCUCAACACAACAUAACUAUGGUUCUGCAGCACUCCGGCAAGCUAUGCAGCACCGUGAUCCCACGAUGAUAGGAAUUCUCUGUGGAAGUGUGAAGACCGACUCAAUCGAAUUGUCGACACAGGAACACUUGGCGGAUAAAAGUGAGGAACCCAUUAGCCCCUUGGGACAGGCUAUUAAAGUGCAGGAUUAUCAACUGGUGGAGAUGCUGCUACAACAUGGUGCGAGUCCGAACGCUUGUAUCUCGACAAGCGGAUUACAGUCGCCAGUGCAAAACGAUAGUUGGGUCCUCGGACGAGUAACUCCACUCCUGGCCGCUAUCGACAUAAAAAACCUCACGAUAGCCAGGCUACUCGUGGAAGCGGGUGCUGAGAUAUCCUACAAGCGUUCAAUGGGUAUUUUCCGGACGCCUCUGCAAAGGGCCGCAGAAGUUGGUAGUAUGGAAAUCGUGCAAUAUCUGAUCAGUCAGGGUGUAGAAAUUAAUGCAACUCCUGCGCACUCCAGUGGCACUGCAUUGCAACUAGCCGCCAUGAACGGGUACUGUGGGAUUGUCAGAUACCUGCUCGACCUAAAAGUCGACCCAAAUUACCCGCCAUCUCGGGGCGAUGGACGCACUGCAUUCGAAGCAGCAGCAGAAUGGGCUCGUUAUGAUGUCCUAUCGCUCCUGAUGCAGCGGGGCGUCCAACUUGAACUCACAGUCGGAGAACCUCCUGAAAGUCAAUACGAGCGCGCUAAGCGAUUUGCUGAAAUGAACGGCCACAUGGCUACAAAGCGACACGUUGAGCUUCUUUGGCAGCAGUAUCAAAGUCGCCAGGAUAACCAGACACCCGAUCAGCAACUCAGCCUCACGACCACGUCGUCUCAAAUGGACCUUUCCACGUUUCCAUAG
Molecule: messenger RNA, 2745 nt
Organism: Pyrenophora tritici-repentis Pt-1C-BFP
Lineage: Eukaryota; Fungi; Ascomycota; Dothideomycetes; Pleosporales; Pleosporaceae
Product: Ank-2 multi-domain protein
Cellular component (GO): nucleus; cytoplasm
Molecular function (GO): protein binding
Source: RefSeq, a predicted model, not a curated record